AGAUCAGAACAUCUCAAGAAACACCAGCGGAAACCCACAGGGAAGAAAUCUCACUGCUGCUCUGACUGUGGGAAGAUAUUCAACUCUUCAGCAGACCUUAAAAGACAUAUGAGAAUCCAUACAGGAGAGAAACCUUAUAGCUGCGAUCAAUGUGGGAAGAAUUUUACUUCAUCUACCAGUCUGACUAUCCACCAGAGAACACACACAGGAGAGAAACUAUAUAGCUGCGAUCAAUGUGGGAAGAGUUUUAGUCAAUCAAGCAACAUGAAGGUACAUUUCAGAACAGAAUCACACCAGAGAACACACACAGGAGAGAAGCCUUAUAGCUGUGAUCAAUGUGGGAAUAGUUUUAGUCAAUCAAGCAACCUGAUGGUACAUUUGAGAAUGCACACAGGAGAGAAACUUUAUAGCUGUGAUCAAUGUGGGAAGAGUUUUAGUCGAUCAAGCAGCCUGAUGAUACAUUUGAGAAUGCACACAGGAGAGAAACCUUAUCGCUGUGAUCAAUGCGGGAAGAGUUUUACUACAUCUACCAGUCUGACUAUCCACCAGAGAAUACACACAGGAGAGAAGCCUUAUAGCUGUGAUCAAUGUGGGAAGAGUUUUAGUCGAUCUAGCCAUCUGACUAUCCACCAGAGAAUACACACAGGAGAGAAACCUUAUAGCUGUGAUCAAUGUGGGAAGAGUUUUACUACAUCUACCAGUCUGACUAUCCACCAGAGAAUACACACAGGAGAGAAGCCUUAUAGCUGUGAUCAAUGUGGGAAGAGUUUUAGUCGAUCAAGCAAGCUGAUGGUACAUUUGAGAAUGCACACAGGAGAGAAACCUUAUAGCUGUGAUCAAUGUGGGAAGAGUUUUACUACAUCUAGCCAUCUGACUAGUCACCAGAGAAUACACACAGGAGAGAAGCCUUAUAGCUGUGAUCAAUGUGGGAAGAGUUUUACUCAAUCAAGCAACCUGAUGGCACAUUUGAGAAUGCACACAGGAGAGAAAUCUUAUAGCUGUGAUCAAUGCGGGAAGAGUUUUACUACAUCUACCAGUCUGACUAUCCACCAGAGAAUACACACAGGAGAGAAGCCUUAUAGCUGUGAUCAAUGUGGCAAGAGAUACACUGCUAAAAAAACUCUGAUUAAACAUCAGAAAGUACAUACAUGA
Messenger RNA from Coregonus clupeaformis (lake whitefish), 1152 nucleotides. Its product is annotated as zinc finger protein 2 homolog. The annotation marks the transcript as partial. The transcript has a single exon. The record is from RefSeq and is a predicted model, not a curated record. NCBI's taxonomy places the organism in Eukaryota, Metazoa, Chordata, Actinopteri, Salmoniformes, Salmonidae.